GCGGAGGCAACACGGAGCGCCUGUUCGUCCCCCAGCAGGAGACACGCAGAAGAGGAAAGAUUCCCCGAAACGCAGUGAGAGCCUCGGAUGAGGAGAAGAGGAGAGCGGAGGGCAUCGGAUAGGCAGCGACAAGGAUGGCAGCUCCAGACUUAUUGGAUCCUAAAUCCGCCACACACAACACCAAGCCCCGCCUCUCCUUCUCCACCAAACCACUCACACUGACUCCUCGGGAGGAGAGCGAGGUGGUUGCAACAGUGAUGAAGUGGAAGACGGUGACAGCCAUCUUUGUUUUGGUGGUUCUCUACCUGGUGACGGGAGCAGCAGUCUUCAGAUCCCUGGAGCAGCCUCAUGAGAGCGCUCAGCGCUUCGCCAUCCUGUCUCAGAAGCUGGAGUUCCUGUCCAGACACUCCUGUGUGAACCAGAGCCAGCUGGAGGAGCUGGUUAAGCAAGUUGUGUCUGCUAUCCGAUCAGGAGUGAACCCUGCAGGGACGCUGACCAACCACAGCAGCCUGUGGGACCUGAGCUCAGCCUUUUUCUUCGCUGGGACUGUUAUCACAACUAUUGGUUUCGGGAAUACUUCUCCUCACACUGAAGGUGGAAGAAUAUUCUGUAUCAUCUACGCACUGCUGGGGAUUCCUCUGUUCGGCUUCCUGCUGGCCGGGGUGGGAGAUCAGCUCGGCACCAUCUUUGGCAAGGGCAUAGCCAGGGUGGAGAAAAUGUUUGUGCACUGGGACAUCAGUCAGACAAAGAUCCGAGUCAUUUCCACCCUGCUGUUCGUGCUGUUCGGCUGCCUGCUGUUCGUGGCGUUCCCGGCAGCCAUCUUUAAACACAUCGAGGGUUGGUCUGUGCUGGAGUCCCUUUACUUUGUGGUCAUCACCUUGACCACCAUUGGAUUUGGUGACUUUGUGGCAGGUGACAACGCAGGCAGCUCAGAAAUUGAGUAUAUGGAUUACUAUAAGCCUGUGGUGUGGUUCUGGAUUCUGGUGGGACUGGCUUACUUUGCUGCCAUCCUCAGCAUGAUAGGAGACUGGUUCAGAGUCAUCUCCAAGAGGACUAAAGAAGAGGUUGGGGAGAUCAGAGCACACGCUGCAGAGUGGACGGCCAACGUCUCCGCAGAGUUUAAGGAGACCCGUCGCCGCGUCAGCGUUGAGAUCUACGAUAAGUUUCAGCGCGCCGCGUCCAUCAAACGCAAACUGUCCUCAGAGCUCGGCUUCAGCCCGGCGCCCGAGCUCACCCUGCCACGGCGGACUGUGUCUGUCAACUUCAACGAUGAGAAGAACGAGAGAGAUGCCAGAAACGGAGGUUUGUUCAUGAACGGGCUGGACCUGGAGAGAGGAGACGUCUCCAUCAUCGAACAGCUCAAGUAG
Messenger RNA from Salarias fasciatus (jewelled blenny), 1367 nucleotides. RefSeq names its product potassium channel, subfamily K, member 2a (gene kcnk2a). NCBI's taxonomy places the organism in Eukaryota, Metazoa, Chordata, Actinopteri, Blenniiformes, Blenniidae. The transcript is spliced from 9 exons. Gene Ontology annotation, biological process: stabilization of membrane potential; potassium ion transmembrane transport. Gene Ontology annotation, molecular function: outward rectifier potassium channel activity; potassium ion leak channel activity. The coding region runs from base 135 to 1367 and encodes 410 amino acids. Gene Ontology annotation, cellular component: plasma membrane. The record is from RefSeq and is a predicted model, not a curated record.